Messenger RNA from Tachyglossus aculeatus (Australian echidna), 3874 nucleotides. RefSeq names its product DNA topoisomerase III alpha (gene TOP3A). The transcript has 19 exons. Gene Ontology annotation, biological process: DNA topological change. The record is from RefSeq and is a predicted model, not a curated record. Bases 30 to 3056 code for a protein of 1008 amino acids. Gene Ontology annotation, cellular component: nucleus; chromosome. Lineage: Eukaryota; Metazoa; Chordata; Mammalia; Monotremata; Tachyglossidae. Gene Ontology annotation, molecular function: DNA topoisomerase type I (single strand cut, ATP-independent) activity; zinc ion binding; DNA binding.
CCCGGGCCGGGGCCUCGUCGGGGCCCGACAUGAGGCGGGUCCCGGCCGGGCCCCUCGCCCGCCUGGGGAUCGGGCUGUGGUGCCGCCGCCUCCUCCCUCGGUCCCCGGCCCCGUCCCUGUCCUCGUCGGCCAUGGAGGCGGCCUUCCGCGCGACGCGCAGGGUGCUGUGCGUGGCCGAGAAGAACGACGCCGCCAAAGGCAUCGCCGACCUCCUGUCCGACAGCAGGAUGACAAGGAGAGAAGGAUUUUCCAGGUUCAACAAGAUAUAUGAAUUUGACUAUCGUUUGUAUGGACAGAAUGUUACCAUGGUGAUGACUUCUGUUUCUGGACACUUGCUGGCUCAUGAUUUCCAGAUGCAGUUUCGAAAAUGGCAAAGCUGCAAUCCCCUGAUCCUCUUCGAAGCUGAAAUCGAGAAGUACUGUCCAGAAAACUUUGUGGAUAUCAAGAGAACCCUGGAGCGAGAAGCCCAGCAGUGCCAGACGCUAAUGAUCUGGACCGAUUGCGAUCGCGAAGGGGAGAACAUCGGGUUUGAAGUCAUCCAUGUGUGUAAAGCUGUGAAGCCGAGCCUUCGGGUUUUCAGAGCCCGUUUCUCUGAGAUCACCCCCCGGGCUGUCCGGAUGGCCUGUGAGACGCUCACUGAACCGGAUCAGAGAGUGAGUGAUGCUGUGGAUGUGAGACAGGAAUUGGACCUGAGGAUAGGUGCUGCCUUCACCAGGUUCCAGACCUUGAGGCUCCAGAGGAUAUUUCCUGAGGUGUUGGCCGAGCAGCUAAUUAGUUACGGUAGCUGUCAGUUUCCAACACUGGGCUUCGUUGUAGAAAGGUUCAAAGCCAUCCAGGCCUUUGUGCCCGAGAGCUUCCAUAAAAUUAAAGUGACUCAUGAGCAUGAAGACUGCCUCGUAGAGUUCAACUGGAAGAGGCAUCGACUCUUUAACCACACCGCCUGCCUUGUCCUCUAUCAAAUGUGCAUUGAGGAUCCGAUAGCGACAGUAGUGGAAGUGGGGAGUAAGCCAAAGAGCAAAUGGAGGCCCCAGCCCCUGGAUACCGUGGAGCUCGAAAAAUUGGCCUCACGCAAGUUGAAAAUAAAUGCGAAGGAAACCAUGAGAAUUGCAGAAAAGCUCUACACUCACGGGUUCAUCAGCUAUCCCCGAACCGAGACCAAUAUUUUCCCCAAAGACCUGAACCUGGCAGCUUUGGUGCAGCAGCAGACACAAGACCAGCGCUGGGGAGACUUCGCCCAGGGAAUUCUAGACAGGGGUGGGCCGACCCCUCGCAACGGGAACAAAUCAGAUCAAGCUCAUCCCCCCAUUCACCCCACCAAAUACACCUGUAACCUGCAGGGGGAUGAACAGCGUCUGUAUGAGUUUAUCGUUCGCCAUUUUCUGGCCUGCUGCUCCCAGGAUGCUCAGGGGCAAGAAACAACUGUGGAGAUUGACAUUGCUCACGAACGCUUCAUUGCUCAUGGACUCAUGAUCCUUGCCAGAAACUACCUUGAAGUAUAUCCGUAUGAUAGGUGGAGUGAUAAGGUCAUCCCCAUCUAUGAGAAGGGAUUUCGCUUUCAACCCACCACCUUGGAGAUGGUUGAAGGAGAGACCAGCCCACCUCAGUUGCUCACAGAAGCCGAUCUCAUUGCCCUCAUGGAAAAGCAUGGCAUUGGCACGGAUGCCACCCACGCGGAGCACAUCGAGACCAUCAAAUCACGGAUGUACGUGGGACUCACGGCAGAUAAGAGAUUCCUCCCGGGGCAUCUGGGCAUGGGGCUUGUGGAAGGAUACGAUGCCAUGGGAUAUGAGAUGUCCAAACCUAACUUACGGGCUGAGCUGGAGGCCGACCUGAAGCUCAUCUGUGAAGGGAAGAAGGACAAGUUUGUGGUUCUGACGCAACAAGUUCAGAAAUAUAGGCAAGUUUUCAUUGAAGCGGCGGCCAAAGCCAACAAACUGGACGAAGCACUGUCCCAGUACUUCGGGGAAGCGGCAGAAGUGGGCCAGCGAGAAGAAAUCUACCCAGCAAUGCCAGUGCCCAUCAGGAAAUGUCCUCAGUGUAAUAAGGAUAUGGUUCUCAAAACCAAGAAGAAUGGCGGAUUCUACCUCGGUUGCCUGGGUUAUCCGGCCUGUAAAGCAGCAGUCUGGUUUCCCGAUUCUGUCUUGGAAGUGAGCAAGGAUGACAGCGUGUGUCCCGAUUGUGUACCUCAUCCGGUUUACAAGUUGAAAUUCAAAUUCAAGCGCGGCAGUAUUCCCCCAACUAUGCCACUGGAGUUUGUUGGGUGUAUCGGGGGAUGCGAUGAGGCCCUCAGAGAGAUCCUGGACCUGCGAUAUUUUCAAGGUCCCCCAAGAGCCCUCGAUCCGGCCAGCCACUUACAGAUUAACCAGUCGCUGAACCAGGUGGGGAGUAGGCACAACCACCGACCCAGGCCACCCUCCGAGGGACGGAGCAGACCGCUCAACCCCUCAUCCAGGACUCACCCGUCAUUCCCCACCGCUGCCGAAGGGAGCAACUCCGUGAUGUGCAACUGCGGCCAGGAAGCGCUGCUGCUCACGGUCCGGAAGGACGGACCCAAUCAGGGCAGGCAGUUUUACAAAUGCGGCGCAGGUGGUUGCAGUUUCUUCCUCUGGGCUGACCAACAGGCGGAAGAUGGCACCUCAGGGGCGGCCAGGACCGCGGUGGCUCCGGCACCUCCUCCCGCCGAAGGUAACAGGGUGGGAUAUGGGAGCUCCGGAGGUGGCAGAGUCAGCGGGGGCACCAACUGCAUGUGCAACCAGCCGGCCAUCACCCGGGUAGUCCAGAAGGAUGGGCCCAACAAGGGACGCCAGUUCCACACGUGUCAGAAGCCGAGAGAGCAGCAGUGUGGUUUCUUCCAGUGGGCAGAUGAAAAUACGGCACCAGGGACUUUUUCCGCGCAAGGUUUCGGAGGCAGAGGACAGCAAAGGGGGCCAAGAGGGAGAAGCAAAAAACCCGGAGCCAAUUCCACAGUCGCCGGGCCCACCUCCAAGAGACCACGGACAUGUGGAUUCUGCCACCAGCCGGGACACACACGGGUCUCCUGUCCUCAGAAUAGGUGACGGGGGCAGGGAAAGGUGGUCCCAGACCCACCCGCUCUCAAGGACAAUCAGUGGUUAUUUUUAUAACAAACCCAGAAGCCUAUGCAGCACUUGGAACAGCAGACAGCGGGCAGGACAUUCUAGAAAUGCAGCCCUUUCCUAGUCGCCCUGUUUCACGUACAUCAAGCCACAGAUUUCACGCUGGCCUGGGAGAAAUCAACCAGUGUCAGACGAGCUCCGGACUGGGACAGGCCGAGGGCAAUCUGCUGGCAGAGAAGAGAUCCCCCCCAGUUUUGGGGGUCGGGGUGUACGGCAAGCGCUAAAACUCAUUGGCUAGAAUCCCAGGGGUUGGCGCAUUUAUGUAUAUAUCGGUUUUCAGUCAUCAGCAGCAGGAAAUUCUCUCCUGCACGUGCCCUUUAACAGGUUGCUGCAACCUCAGAAAGCUCAGCUCACCAGCCCAAGCCAUCAAAAGUCGUUGAAGCUGGCCCUCUCUCCCUCAGGGCCCUAGACUCAGACGUGGCCGCCUCUUGUCAGCUUGCGAGGGGAGGGGGUUCAGUUCGUGCACUAAAGCUGACGCUGCCGACCGGUACGCUUGAAGGACGGUGGGGGACUCCAAACCACAUCCCAUCUGAUCUCUACCUCUACUGAGGGGUUGACCGGACCCCUGAAUGUCAGUAAAGGAUGAGAGAGCACGCCUUUGGCAGAGGUGCCUGCUCUGAAGUGGUCAGAACAAGUGCGUUUCCCCUGCUCCCCCUCCCGAGAGCAACUCUUCCAGUCCAGAAGCUACUAGAAUUGCGUGCGGUAGCUCAUGUGAAAUAAAAGUGUCUUUUAAAUUCUUA